This is a messenger RNA of Rubroshorea leprosula, 1250 nucleotides long. Lineage: Eukaryota; Viridiplantae; Streptophyta; Magnoliopsida; Malvales; Dipterocarpaceae. The record is from the annotation of a GenBank genome assembly.
CUCGCAUAAAAGGAAACGAAUCCGGUCGUGUGUUGGCCAACCGGAACGGGUGCGGAGAACACAGAGAGUGCAGCAAAAUGGCUUCCUCUUCCGUUCCGGCGAUCGACGGCUGCCGUCCCCUUCCCAAGUGUUAUAGCUUCGCCCCCCUCGGCUUCCCUGCUUCUGCCUCUCUCCGGUUUAAAGAUGUGAAUAUGAAGCGGGUCAGCAGGAUCUCCUUGACACAGAAGUCAUUGGUGCUUGCUUGCAAGUCGAACGUGAAAGCUAGUCACUUGUUUUCAAGCAAUAGGAGUACACAGGGAACUAAUCAGGAACUGAAUUGUUUGCAUUCUUCUGGAAAACAAAUCAAUCACAUAGCAGCCACGUCAUCACAAUUUUUAGGCAGAGAGCAAGGUUGCAUAUCACAUACAAAUACAAUGUUACAUCAACAGCAUAGAUCUCUUACUCCCCCAAGAGCUGUUUAUAAUGAUAUAUUCAAAUUUCGGUACCCUGAAAUAACUGAGAAGCCAGAAUGGUGGUGGAGGACUUUGGCAUGUGUCCCUUAUUUGUUAGCCUUGCAGAUUUCUGAUGCUGGAUAUUACAUUCACCCACUCCUAAAACACUACCAGAGUUUGGAAGAGUUGGUUUUCUUCGUUCCAGGUGCCAUUAAAAGAUUGCCACCUUGGUUCAUUAUGGUAUAUUUCUACUUUGCGUAUGUUGGGAUUGUGAAGAACGAAAAUUGGCCUCACUACCUUCGGUUCCAUCUAAUGAUGGGCAUGCUACUGGAAACAGCAUUCCAGAUACUAUGCUAUACGUGCAACUUUUUUCCGCUCAUACACUUCAACGGCAGGCUUGGGAUGUACUUCUGUGCGGCCAUCGCAUUUACGUUCAUUUUCACCUUGUUAUAUUGUAUAAGGUAUGCUCUUGGUGGCAAUUACGCUGAGAUCCCUUUUAUCAGUGAGGCUGCCUAUGUUCAUACUCUCUUUAAUAUUGGAAGUUUCCAGAGGCCCUUCUAGGAAGUAGGAAAUGCUAUUUAUCUGCAUUUCAAGCGACAUUAGUCUGUUAUUUGUUCAAUAUAGAUCAAUUUAGUUGGAAGGCUUUGUUUUGUUUUGUCAUUUUUUACAUUUUGACUGGAUAAGGGAUGUUCAAAAAACAGGAUUUUGAUUUCUGUUGUUCAUUUUAUGUUUAACAAUUUUGUGUCGUCUGUGUGUUGGUUCUGGUUAAUUGUCUUUGAGAAACAUUUUUUGACUGAAAAUUAAAGGUUUAUGAUGCUC